AGAAGAAGAAGAAGAAGAAGUAGACGAGUCAUUGAGCAGCAUCUGUGUGCCAUUAACUCAUUACGCUCUAAAUGGUCAGGACUUGUUCUGGGCAAUAUUUAUAAACCAACAUGAUCACCUUGUUCGUUGCUGUUAGGUUUGACCAUGAUGACUGCUGUGUUUUAUCUGAGGGCGUUCCUCUGUGCCAUGCUGAUUUUGAGUACACAUGGCUUUCCAAUUAAAGGAUCAAAAUCUCAGGAUCAGAGUAGUGGUGGCUCAUACACUGAUAGCCAUUCCUCUAACUGGGAAAGGCCUGGAGGUCACUAUUCACCCAUGUCUUACAGCCCUGCUAGAGAUGUGCCAAUGGUUGGGCCCAGUUCCUACCAGUUUGAGACAAACCCAGCAUCAGGAAACUUGCUGUCUGGUACACUUCCAGCAGGAUAUGCUGUUGGUGCUGGCUAUGUUCCUGUUGUACCUGCCCAGCUUGGAUAUGCUGACUCAGCUCAACCUAGUCCACCAGAAACAAAGUGGACUGUCCCUUCAAUCUUUGAAAAGGGCCUUGCUGACAAUGAGGCUUUAAGUUCCAACGAUUUCAGCUCUAGUGCUGAGCUUGCUCCGGCUGCACCAUCUGGCCCAGGCCUCCAGUCUGGCGAGACCUCUAGUGUCAAGAAAGAAGCUGAACAUGGAAAGUUUCAUGGUGAAACUGAGGAAGUUGGCUACUCUGCUGGUCCAGGGUUUGCAAUGGACUCUGUUGGCCCUUGGGUCUACCCCAAUCUGUACCCUUAUCCUCUUCCCCAUCCUUACCCCCAGUUUGACUACAGGCUCUUGUAUGGCUUGUACCCUCCUGGCACCUACUCAACCUUCAACAAACAACAUGAAAAGGGCAAGGACUACUAUCAAAGCAUCCACUAUAUGAAGGAGCAUGGUCCAGACACCCCUGGCAGUCAUGGUUCUGAGCAGCAGAAAAAGAUCUACCCCUAUGGGGCCUAAACUGUUGAACUGACAAAGAUAAAAAAAAAAUCAGACUUGGCUCUGUUCCUAAUUGCUUCAUGAGAGGAAUCUGCAGGAAUGAAGCUUGGACUGUUUACUUUGUAUGCUAAACGAAUGAGGAUGUUGCUGGCUUUCCCCACCAUUGCCUCCAUGCAUGAAGCUAUUUUUAGCUGGAUUAUCUAACUAAAAAGAUCAGCUUUUUCUUUGACCAUUUACUUUUGAGCCGAGUUUCCUCUCAGGAUUGGAGGCGAUGGAGUUAACGGGGACCCUUCAACUCCUGACUGAAGACUGAGCCGUCUCCUCAGCAGCUUGGGCUGACAUAACUAAAGAGGCAUUAACACCCGCUUACAUCACUAAACAAACGCGGGGCCUUGAUGAGCAUGGGAAAACAGCAUUCUAGUCCAGCGGUGAAUUGAACAAGAAAACAAGGCACAAUCUGAGCCUUGUGUGGAACUACUCAUCUCUAUACCUCUAUCUGCAUGGAGCUGACAACUUUGUCUCAUGUUUACCAAUUUUCCCAGGCACAACCAGCUCCAUAAAAAUGCCUCUUCCUGUGUCUGAGAUCAUAAAUUUAAAGCAGUAGGGUGGUGCCUUUGUUUGCACCUUGCUACCAGUAGACAUUGUGUUGACAUUCUGUUUGUGAAGCAGCCAUCAGUGUCUUUGCAAUGUGAUGAAGCUGCUCCACAUCUGAUCAGCUCUGAAGACAGCUGGAGGCCUUCACCAACUGCAGUCAUUUACAAUAAGAUUUGCCAGGAUCAAGAUGUAAGCUGAAAGUCCUAGAAUCCCUUGAAAAAAAUGCAGAUGGCCUGCUGGCUUUCAUGCCGAUUUUAAAAAUGUGAUUCUGUAAAAUGUAAAUAGAAACAAAACUAAGUCUCAAACUGAUAAUUUCAAAUAUCAAAUGUUCCACAAAGGAAACAAGACAAUUUUUUAUUUUGGAAAAAAGUAGUCUAUUUGAAUUUUAAGGAAGCAACCUAUUAAAGAAAGUUGGGACAGAGACAGACUGUGAAAGUGGUAUGGAAAAAAAACUGCUUUAAACUUAUGUGCAGUCUCAAAGUAUUGAUUUGGCUAAGGCUUAUUAGUUGUAAUGGCCAUCCUGGAUUGCACUGACUCCAAAAAAUUAAUCAAAUGUACAUAAGAUGAUCAUUUUUUUUCAUGAGAUAUUAUGCUAACAGAUUGAUUUGACUCAAAUGCCACAGUUUUAAGCAUUUAGUGCAUAUAGUAUGAUGACUCUCUACUACCAGACCAAAUUUAAGCUUUUCUGUAAGACUGACUAAAUUAUGACCAUUUUAUUUUACGGUCAGGUGGCUACGGCAACCAUUUUGAAUUGGGCUGGCUUCAAAAGUGAAUCAGUUUUAGUGAUGUAUUGAAUGGUUUGGCAACAGAUUUUUAAUUUGUUUUUCCUUUUUGUCUUACCCAUCAAUGCUUCUCAAUAAGCAUUUUCUUAACUGAUUCACUGUUCCUCCUCCAUUCAGUCUAGAAAUGAAAGAACUACAUGUGCAUUUUUCUGUCUAUGCUGCUUUUAUACUUUUAUUUUCCAAAAUGUGAACAGACCAGUUCAAAAGCCAUUAUGAGUGUGUUAGCUUCGAAACUCUGCACAAAGAACGAGAAGUGCACAAGAGUUUUCUGAUUUGUGAGGUGUCACAUU
Molecule: messenger RNA, 2614 nt
Organism: Austrofundulus limnaeus
Lineage: Eukaryota; Metazoa; Chordata; Actinopteri; Cyprinodontiformes; Rivulidae
Exons: 5
Coding region: 145-969 (274 amino acids)
Source: RefSeq, a predicted model, not a curated record